AAUCACACUUUCUUUCUUUUCUCCUUUUUAAUGUACUCAUUGGUUUCGUCUUAUAUAUUAGAGAAAUUGUAAUUAAUGUCAAUUUAUAGGUGGAGAAAAUGACAACACCAACAUAUACGCUUUUAUCCAUACGAUCAUGCAUGUUCUUACUAUGUUUCAGCAUUGGCUUUGGUCGCAAAAACCUACAAGACAAGCUCGGUGACACUAAAUUUGUGCCUGUACCUGUUGAAGCAACCGAGCUUAGAGCCGCUUUGGUUACUAAUUCCGAAGCUAGAGACAUUUCAAGUACUAUUGGUUUGGGAGAGGUUGAAAGUCAAGAAAUGCAUCACAUUUACAUAGGAACAGGUAAAGAUUCGAGUCUCGGAAAUAAACAAGACAAUAUAAACUCUGCGCCUACAAAGACUAUUAGGGGUACCGUUUCCAUCAAAUUCUCAUUUCCUAUCAUCAAGAUUCGAAUUCCUAUUCCAAAUCCAAAUUUUACGGUGGCUACGGAAAACCAACUCAUUGAAGAAGAGAUUAAAGGUAUUGUCAUAAGUCCAACGAAGACU
Molecule: messenger RNA, 548 nt
Organism: Camelina sativa (false flax)
Lineage: Eukaryota; Viridiplantae; Streptophyta; Magnoliopsida; Brassicales; Brassicaceae
Source: RefSeq, a predicted model, not a curated record